CUUUCUGCAGGAUCCAGACGCGCACUGGAGGAAUGACCGGCGAGCCCCGCCGUGCUCUCAGUCUUCCGCGGGGAUUCCUGUCCGUCAGCAGAAUGAUAGCUCCUUCCCAGACCCGUUAAAAGACGUCGGAGAGACAUGUCUCAGCAGCAGCGGCUCGUCCAGCUCUCCGGAGCCUCGCUCGCCGUCGUCUUCGGCCCGGACGAGGAGAGUUUACGCGCGGGCGAGGGGAAACCCGCUUCCACGGCCAAUGGCCAGGAGAUUUUUGCGGGCUUUAAGGCGCUGAACUCGCGCAGCUUCUGGAACAAGCGGCUGGUGAAGGCCGUGGCUGAAGUGUACUUCCAGGGAUGGAUGGAAAACUUGGUGCUUUUCAUUCAGGGGAACGCCAACAACUUGGAAGUGCUGAGGGAAGCGUGGAUGCGCAGGGCUCUGAGGUCACCAAAGGGAUUCAUAAUUAAGGCUGUCGGUGACCUGUCCCCGGUGCAGAUGUCCCCAGUUCCUCAGUCCCAGUUCAUCCCAUUAGCUGAGGUGCUGUGCUCUGUCAUCUCUGAGAUGAACGCCGCCCAGAUCACCGUCACUCAAGAGGCGCUUAUUAAUUACAUGAGCAAAGCCCAUCCAGGGAUAACCAUCCCCACUCAGGACAUCCUCUACAACGCACUUGGCACUCUGAUCAAAGAGCGCAAAAUUUACCACACAGGCGAGGGCUAUUUCAUCGUUACCCCUCAGACCUAUUUCAUCACCAACAACUUGGUCCGAGAGAAAAACUGGUGGACUUCUGGUUCAACGGAUGAUCCUCCUUUGUCUCCUCCCAUUACUUACCUUCUGAGUAAUGAAAUCUGUGCUGAGAGCGCUCAAGCGCUCCCUGUGGCCCACUGCAAGUCAUGUAGCUGCUUUAGUCCUCACCUAAAUCCUUCUAAUACCGCUGCCACUACAGAAACGGCCACUGUCCCUCCCUCCACUGUCCCUGACCAGCAUUCUGUCUCUGUGUCCAUAAGUGAAUGCACGGGCAAGAGCCUAAAGUGGCCCCGACCGUCAGACCCCAAACCCUCGGUGCAGCAUCAGUCCACCUCCACUGCAGCCGACUGUCAGGCGAGCGAGAUCAGCAAAACAACUGCUACGACUAACGCCACUGGCCGAAAAGAAAAAGACAACAAACCUGCAAGGAAAUUUGGUCUCAGUUUGUUCAGGAGGAAUGCAGGUAAAAAGGAAAAGCCAAAGAAGGAGUAUGCAUCAUUUUCAGGCCAGUUCCCUCCUGAGGAGUGGCCUGUAAGGGACGAGGAUGACUUGAACAACUUGCCUCGUGACCUGGAGCAUGCCAUCAUCAGACGCAUCAACCCUGAACUGACUGUGGACAACUUGACACGGCACACUGUCCUGAUGAAGAAGCUGGAGGAGAGAAGGGAGAGGGGGAUCGACAGGGUGUUCGAUAGAGGUCUGGAUAAAGAUGACAAGGGAGUUGACAAGGGAAUGUCGACUGACGCCCUGACGUUCUCGAAACACAGGCAUCACCACGUGUCUAAAGGAGGUGCAGGGAAAAGAUCCUCUCAGAAGGCUUCUCGCAGCAAGAGAAGGGCCCACUCAUCAAGAGAGAAGCAGAGGGAAAGGGUUAAAAGUAAGGCUCCCACAUGUGCAGACGUUUACCCAGAUGGAGAGGAUUUGAUUCCAACUCGACUCAGAGUUGAAAUCCCCGUUGAUGAAGCAGAUCAAAUGGAAGAGGGUGAAACUGUCGAGGGAAAAUGUCUUUAUAAGAAGCGCAUCGAUAACCCUUUCCAGACUCACUCAGCCAAGGAGGCUGAAAACAUCAUUUCCAGUAGCAGAGAGCACAGAAGACAAGAGGUGAAGGAGGGAAAGGCCUCUGGGUCAGGAAAAAGGGAAAGAACGAGUCACCGGUCCAAGUCUUGGGACCCACAUCGAGCGAAACUGAUGACGGCAGAUGGAGAGAACGCACUAAAAGUCCCUUUGUCUGAAGAACAAUACGACUGUACCCAAGAUGGGGGCUUUACAGCUGAUCAGCUUCAACUGGACAAGAAGCUCAACAAAGAGCUUUCUCUGGACUACAGCUCGGCGUUUGUACAAGGGAGCACACUCAGGAUGGAUGACAAAGUUGGACAUCAAGGCGAAGAAAACGGCAACAGGGACUGGGAGAGAAAAAACAAAAAUGGGAACUUUCAGGAUGUGCAGGAAUUCAAAAACGUAGCAAAUCAAAGCCAAAGCAAAGACGGUUGUCUGGCUAACAUCCAACAAUACUCCAAUAUGAUUGGCGUUACCCCUGCUCAUACCUAUGAGCCCAUCAUAAACCACUUAUUUGAUCCAAAUCCUCCAUGGCCCAAGCCUUCUUUACAGCGCAAACACUCCCUUAGACUCCUCAAUCAACAAGGGGAUAAUGUUCAAAAGCCAGCUGAGUUUGAUGAGACUAGACCUACGAACGACCAGCAGGUAGUUAGACCAAUCAGUAACCCUAUCCACAAGCAACAGCCACAACUGACAACUGAAGAUCCCUCCUUUAUAAAAAGCAGUGACGGUUUUACGGAAGAUGACUAUAACCUUUACCAGAGACCACCAGAGCAGGGUGAUGAUGAUGCUUGCAGCUCUUUGUGUCUGAACAGUGAUGAGAUUGCUGAUGAUGCAAAUGAUUAUCAAACUGGUGUAAUGAACUAUCACAUCCACCAGCAGAUUGACCAUGAAUCUAUGAGUAUACAACAUCUGGGACCCCACAGUCACCAUUAUAAAGCCACCCUUCAGCAAGAAUCGGUGCACAGCGCUUUGAAGGAUCUGUUUCCCCCUUCAAACCAGAGGGGGGCUUCCCUCAACUCUACAAGACCGGGGGAGAUUAUCUGGAGACAUCGCCUGAGAACUAGUAAACCACCGGGCACACAAAGUGAGCCGAGAUGCAUGAGGACUCUGUUGAUCCAGGAGGGAAAACGGCCUGAUUCUAUCCAAGACGUGGACUGUUCGGGGCCGUGUGAAGAUGUAGACGGUAGUAUCUUCGACUACUGCCGGGCUAGCGAGGUCGAAUCUGACUCUGAGACUGUCCGCAAGUCGGCUGAUGAAGGCGACGGCGAAUCUGCUCACUGGGCUGCCGAUAUGGAGGAGGUGCAGGCGAAUGAGAUGGAUGAGAAGGUCAUUCCUCUGAACCACAAGCCCGUCCAGAAAAUGACCAGCAAAGUCAGAAAAGUGGAAGAAAUUGUAGAAAACCAGAACAUCACAGGAGACAGUGGGAUAGAUUCCCCUCGGACCUGUGUCAGUCUUGCUUCCAGCAACACUGUCAUACUUGAAGGUCUGAAGAGGAGGGGCUUUCUGCAGAACCUGGAGAAACUGCAUUCGAAGAGCAGCACCAUCCGACCUCAGAGCUCACUGCUACAACUCACUCCUGUGAUGAACGUAUAAUGGUUCCCUGCAGGAAUGUCGGAGCUCACACAUCUGAUUAGAGUGAAAAGAAAACUUUGUGCUUGAGUCUGGUUGUAAGCCUAUUCCGCGACGGAACUUCAGUCUGUAAAUAUGUACAGGAAAAUGAAUCUUUGUAAAUGACUCUUAAGGUAAUCGACUAUAUUUCCCUUCAGAAACUUGGUCACAUUAUUUUUGUGCUAUAAAUGCAAAUGCUCUUUAUUCACGACUCAAUGAUUUAAUAUACAGAAGAGCAAUAAUUUCUCUUAGAUUGCCUUUUUUUCCUUGACUUGUAGCAAUUACUACAAAUAAAACUAUAUAUAUCACCAA
Molecule: messenger RNA, 3711 nt
Organism: Austrofundulus limnaeus
Lineage: Eukaryota; Metazoa; Chordata; Actinopteri; Cyprinodontiformes; Rivulidae
Gene: stox1
Product: storkhead box 1
Exons: 4
Coding region: 136-3384 (1082 amino acids)
Biological process (GO): regulation of transcription by RNA polymerase II
Cellular component (GO): cytoplasm; nucleus
Molecular function (GO): RNA polymerase II transcription regulatory region sequence-specific DNA binding
Source: RefSeq, a predicted model, not a curated record